This is a messenger RNA of Cololabis saira (Pacific saury), 1502 nucleotides long. RefSeq names its product chromosome 10 C7orf25 homolog (gene c10h7orf25). The record is from RefSeq and is a predicted model, not a curated record. NCBI's taxonomy places the organism in Eukaryota, Metazoa, Chordata, Actinopteri, Beloniformes, Belonidae. The coding region runs from base 143 to 1369 and encodes 408 amino acids. The transcript has 2 exons.
GCAGUUAUUACAUUAUCAUACUGUAAGUAACAUUAAAGGUUCUUCGUAAUGUUCAAUCUGUUGUAAACAACGUUCCGACAGUUGCGGUCCCUACAGUAGCGUCGGUCCCGGAACCAUAUGGUGUUUGUCCAGGUGUGAUGACAUGUCCCUACAGGCUGUUCUGCAGCAGAGGAUAGGCUCUGCCCAGGCCCUACUGCAACAGGCGGAGCAACUCUGUCCAGGAGUCCAGGGGCACCAAAAGCUCUGCUCCAAGCUGCGUGCCGAGCUGCGCUUCUUACGGCGGGUGGAGGCUGGGGAACUGCAGGUGAAGGAGUCUCACCUGCACAGCACCAACUUGACCCACCUGACUGCCAUUGUGGACUCGGCCAAGAGCCUGGAGGAAGUGGUGGCACUGCUGCAGGUCUUCACCUACCAGGAUGUCACCGGCCACCGCUGCACGCUGGUGGUGGAUGUGGUGGCCAGCGGGGGGCGCACCUGGGUAAAGGCUGUGGGCAGGAAAGCAGAGGCGCUGCAUAACAUCUGGCAAGGGAGGGGUCAGUACGGCGACAAGAGCAUCAUCCGGCAGGCAGAGGACUUCCUGCAGGCCGCCCACCAGCAGCCCAUCCACUACCAGCCCCCCCAGGUUGUCUUCGCCUUCUACAAUGGCGUGUCCAGCCCCAUGGCUGACUGCCUCCGAGACAUGGGUGUGUCUAUUCGCGGGGACAUUGUGGCGGUCAACAGUGUGGUGAUGGAUGAUGAUGACGAUCCUGAGGAGGAGGAUCUAGAAGAUGAGGAGGAAGAGGAUGAAGGGGCAGAGCUUACCCGGGUGGACAGCAGCACAGUGGUGGCCCACAUGGCAUUCCCGGCACAGGUACAGAUGAAAGAGUGUCGGCGCGUUAACCUGGAUAUCACCACACUCAUCACGUAUGUGUCAUCGCUGAGCCACGGCCGCUGCCACUUGGCCUUUCGUGAGCCGGUGCUGACGGAACAGGCGGCGCAGGAGCGACAGCAGCAGGUGUUGCCCCUACUUGAUGCCUUCAUGGAAGGCAAAGAGCUGUUCGCCUGCGGUUCUGCCAUUCAAGACUUCCAGCUCAUUCUGGACACGCUGGGUGGUCCUGCAGAGAAGGAGCGUGCUCAGAAGCUGCUAGCCCGCCUCCAACUGGUGGAAGACCAGCCAUCGGAGCGCACAAUGCGUCUCACACCCAGUGCCAAAAUCAACCGUCGCUCACUCAUGAUCUUCGGCAGCGGAGACUCACUGAAAGCCGUCACCAUGACGGCAAACAGUCGCUUUGUAAGGGCAGCGGCCAAUCAGGGCAUUCACUACAGUGUCUUCAUUCACCAACCCAGAGCGCUGACGGAAGGUAAAGAGUGGAGGGCCACGCCCGUCUGAGGACGCCCUGCCCACAUGAGGAGACUGUGUGGACACAGCAAGGGCUGAUGGAAAUUUGAGUUGAAGUUGGGAUGAUCAGCUGGCUGCUGUAUUUUCAGUUUCUGAUUGUUGACAAAGAUUAAUAAAGAAUCUC